This is a messenger RNA of Neurospora hispaniola, 1497 nucleotides long. RefSeq lists its product as uncharacterized. The coding region runs from base 1 to 1497 and encodes 498 amino acids. Gene Ontology annotation, cellular component: cytosol. Gene Ontology annotation, molecular function: 3'-5'-DNA exonuclease activity. NCBI's taxonomy places the organism in Eukaryota, Fungi, Ascomycota, Sordariomycetes, Sordariales, Sordariaceae. The transcript has 2 exons. The record is from RefSeq and is a predicted model, not a curated record.
AUGGCGUCCAACUCUACUUUGGCGAGCAAUGGCCCGUCUGAGACUUCAACUUAUAAGCCCAGAUACAUCGAUAUCGGAAUCAACCUCGCCGACCCCAUCUUCCGCGGCCACUAUCACGGCAAGUCACGCCACCCCGAUGACCUCGCCGGCGUCGUCCAACGCGCCAUCGACGUAGGCUGCGCCAAGCUCAUCGUCACCGGCUCCAGCUUCAAGUCCUCUCGCGACGCCCUCAAAAUCGCCCAACAGUUCCCUCACCACGUCUACACAACAGCCGGCAUCCACCCCUGCUCCUCCUCCAUCUUUUCCACCUCACACCACAUGCACCACGACGAAUCCGGCUCCGAGUCCGAAUCAUCUCCUGCUACUGCUGCUGCUACUGCCCCAGAAACAGCAGCCGACUCGGCCUCCACCCCGAUCCCCAUCUGCGCCGACCCCGACCCUGACGCCCCACAACCCGAAGACCCUUCUCUAAUCGACCACGUCCGCACCCCGCAACUCAUCGCCUCCCUCUCUGACCUCAUCGACUCCAACCGUUCUCCAAAAGGGGGACUCAUUGCCUUUGGCGAAUUCGGCCUCGACUAUGACCGUCUGCACUACUGCUCGCGCACCAUCCAAUUACAUUCCUUCCGGGUCCAACUCAGCCUUGCCGCCUCUCUCACCCCGCAACUACCCCUUUUCCUACACUCGCGCGCCGCCCACCGGGACUUUGUCGAUUGUCUCAAGGAAGCCUUUGGUCCGAACCUCGAAAAACUAGAAAAGGGCGGGGUGGUGCAUUCCUUCACCGGUACCCUCGAAGAAAUGCAGGAGUUGAUGGAUUUGGGCCUGUUUAUUGGUGUGAACGGGUGUAGUUUCAAGACGGAAGAAAACUGUGCGGUUGUCAAGCAGAUUAGGCUGGACAGAAUCAUGUUGGAGACGGAUGGGCCGUGGUGUGAGGUACGGGGCGGACAUGAGGGGUGGAAGUACUUGGUGAAGUAUUAUGCGAGGGAGAGGGAGGCUAAGGAGAAGGCUGAAGCGGAAGCUAAGGAGAAGGCUGACGAAGAGGCGAGAAAAAAGAAGGCGGCAGAAGAAGAAGAGAAACAGAAGGCCGAGGAAGCAGCCAAAGCCCUCGCAGACGUUUCUCUAAACGAGAAUGGGACACAACCCCAAACCGAAGGGGAAGUCGGGAACGGUACCCCGGACGUUAGCGGGACCUCCACACCCAACCCCAGCGGCCAACAACAACCGGGCCAAAAACGCGAACGGCGCAAGAAGCAACCACAGCCGCCUCCACAGCCAAAGAAGAACAAGAACGCAAAGAAAGAAUCUGAAGUGCCUGAGCGGUUCAAAGUCGUCAAGAAGGAGAAAUGGGAGGAGGGGGCUAUGGUCAAGGGCCGCAAUGAGCCGUGCACAAUUGAACGGAUUGCUAUUAUUGUCGCGGAGAUCAAGGGGAUCUCGGUGGAGGAGGUGUGUGAGGCUGCUUGGAGGAAUACUGUCAAGGUGUUUGGGUUGGAGGAGUGA